UCCAGGAACCCCCCGCUCAGUUCCCUGUCCCCCACUCUCCCAACCCCGCAGACGCUCCGGGCCCUAGCCCCUGGCCCAGCUAUGGCUCCUGGGGCUCCCUCGUCCAGCCCCAGUCCUAUCCUGGCUGCGCUGCUCUUCUCCUCUUUGGUGCUCCCCCUGGCCCAGGCCAUUGUGGUUUACACGGACAGGGAGGUCCACGGUGCGGUGGGCUCCCGGGUGACACUGUACUGCUCCUUCUGGUCCAGCGAGUGGGUCUCAGAUGACAUCUCCUUUACGUGGCGCUACCAGCCUGAGGGGGGGCGUGACGCCAUCUCGAUCUUCCACUAUGCAAAAGGACAACCCUACAUUGACGAGGUGGGGACCUUCAAAGAGCGCAUCCAGUGGGUAGGGGACCCUCGCUGGAAGGAUGGCUCUAUUGUCAUACACAACCUGGACUAUAGUGACAAUGGCACCUUCACUUGCGACGUCAAGAACCCACCAGACAUAGUGGGCAAGACUUCUCAGGUCACACUCUAUGUCUUUGAAAAAGUGCCAACCAGGUACGGGGUAGUACUGGGAGCCGUGAUCGGGGGUGUCAUAGGGGUGGUGCUGUUGCUGCUGCUGCUUUUCUACCUGAUUCGGUACUGCUGGCUGCGCAGACAGGCGGCCCUGCAGAGGAGGCUCAGCGCCAUGGAGAAGGGGAAAUUGCAUAAGGCCGGGAAGGACUCCUCCAAGCGCGGCCGGCAGACGCCGGUGCUGUACGCCAUGCUUGACCACAGCAGAAGCACCAAAGCGGCCAGUGAAAAGAAAGCCAAGGGGCUGGGGGAGUCUCGCAAGGAUAAGAAAUAGCGGUUAGCGGGCCGGGCGGGGGGUCGGGGGGCAGGGGCGGAGCCCGCCAAAGGCCCUCAGGUGGUGGUCAUUGAGAUGGAGCUACGGAAGGAUGAGCAGAGCUCGGAACUCCGGCCUGCGGUCAAGUCCCCCAGCAGAACCAGCCUCAAGAACGCCCUCAAGAACAUGAUGGGCCUGGACUCGGACAAGUGACCACCCCCCCGGGCCCUGCCAGAGCAGGGGGACCUAGGCUCCUCUUAGCCCCCGUCUAGGUGCUUUCCUCCUUAGCUCCCCAGCCCCGCCCUGCCCUGAGCUUUGAGAUGUAAGUUUCAUUCCAAGUUCAUCCCUCCCGCACCUCCUACUUUCCCCACCUUCGUUCCCUGGCUUGCUGGGAGCCCAGGGCCCGACCCCCACCCUUCACCGGCCCCAAGGACUGUGUGUUUGGUGCCUAUCCCUCCGGCACCGAGAAGAAAGGGACCUUGACACCCCGUGCCCCAAGCCCCAGGCCACCUGGCCUUUCCAUCCCUUGCAGUGCCCGGCCUGUCCCUCGGCUUUUCUUUCCCAGCCUCCCUCCCCUCCACCAGGUGGCCCAGCUCCACACUGUGCUCCUCCCAGCUAACACCCAGACCACCCGGACCGGACUCUCCUUCAGGGUUGAUUUAGGUUCUUAGGUAUUUUUUAUUUUUUAAUCCAUUCCUUUUUGUUUGUUUGCCUGUGCCCUCCCCCAUGACUGAGUACCAAUGACGUCAUGUGGUUUUUGCAAUUUCCCCCACUCCCCCAUUAAAUCCUUAAUGGAGAGCCUGCCGAGCAGAGGGGCCCCUGCCGCUCAGUCCUCAACUACAGGGUUGGUGCCCCUGACCGCUUUGGAGCACUGUUCCGGACUCAAGGUCGUGGGGAAGGAGAGGCAGAGAGGGGCCAAGAUUCCUCUUGUCCAAGGGAUUGGGGAGGGGCCAAUUAAGUUAGGAAUGGUUUUUAAACAACCAAAGAGAAAGGAGAAACAGAUGGGAAAUGGUGGGGGGAGGGGGGAGGCUGCACUCCCAGCCAGAGGGGAUUGUUAGGAUUUUUCUACAUUCUGUAUAUUUCUUCUCAAAGCCCCAGUGUCCUUAAAUGUUUAAUAAACACUGACAUUUCCAGAA
Molecule: messenger RNA, 1943 nt
Organism: Mustela lutreola (European mink)
Lineage: Eukaryota; Metazoa; Chordata; Mammalia; Carnivora; Mustelidae
Gene: MPZ
Product: myelin protein zero
Exons: 6
Coding region: 82-828 (248 amino acids)
Biological process (GO): myelination
Cellular component (GO): membrane
Source: RefSeq, a predicted model, not a curated record